CUGUUUUCCAUCUUUCUUUUUCUUUCCUGCCUUCUGUAAUCUUUUUUCCAACAAAUGUUUUUUUUUUUCUGUAAUCUUUUUUCCUAUUUCCAGCUUUCCAUUUCUUUAAUCAUAGCACCGACCUCUUUCCGCUAAGAAAUCCGAAAGUUUCCUCUCCGGCCGACGACUGUACGUGUACACUUCGGCUCCAUUCUCAAGCCUACAGUCAAGAGCCGCCAACCCUACCGAUUUGAGUCCACUCUUAGGAUCACCAACAACGGCCUUAACGAGGGGUAGAUAGGUAUAAAAAUAUUGGAUUAUACUCACUUAUGAAUUGGAUUCAACCAGCUCUCAAGGUAAGAAUUGUGGGCGGGAGCGCUACUCUUGACAUACUACCUUCUAUAUAAAUAAAUACAUAUGCUAUUGUGAGCAAUAUACCUUUCAAAACUACAUUUAUGUGCUGGGGAGUUUUCAUAGAAAAAUUGGCAUGUUGAUGGCUUCAAAAUGCUGGUGCCAUAAAUCUCCUCCAUUGGAAAGUAUAGAGCCUAUUUCUGUCAAUGUGAGCUGGCUAGUAAAAAUUUGGAAGCAGUCCACUAAAUUCUUUAACAAGAAAAAAGAAUCUGUUUAUGGUAAGUACUAUGCAUAUAAAGAUGUUGUUUAUGGUACCUUUUUAGUUACUUAAUGCAAGGGAGAAGUUAAUAGAGCUACAGAGUUGUAAAUUGUUUGGUCUUUUGGUGCUGCAACAGAUUAGACCCCUUCAUCCUUGGUUGUUAAAAAUAUAUCAUUAAUGUGGAUUUUUGAAUAUUAUAAGUUUCUGUUUUCAUAAGGGAGUAUGAAAGCUCGUGUUAAGAUGAAAUUUAUAAGCGAGUAUAAAUUACAUCUUAACACAAUAUUUCAUACUCCCUUGGUUGUUUAGAAUACAUCAUUAAAAUACAGAGUUUUAAUUUGUGUAAACCCUUUACCAUUGGGGAGUAUGAAAGCUUGUGUUAAGAUGAAAUUAUAAGUUUCUGACCAUUUCAUUUUGACUUUUGAAUGGCUUUUUGAGUAUUGAAUGGCUUGUGUAGAUAGAAUGUGGAUUGAUUUUUGCUUGCAGUUUACUUCUCUGAAAAAUGUGAAUGUAUUGAAAAUGGUUUAACUGCUGGAGCCAUGGGGGCUUAACAUGUUUUGCUAACAGCUGUUCAGUCUAAUGCAUCCCCAGUAUCUAACAAUGGUAUAGCCGUGGUUUCGGACGGGAGAGGAGGCAAAAAAACACCUGAAUCAACUGUUGCCGGAGACUGCAGACAAAACACGAAUCUUGAUGAAAGCCUUCGUCGCUUCUUCCACCCUCGUCCCGCCGCCGUUGGAAGCCAUCAUUAAUCACCCAUCCACCACCAAUUUCCCCUUUCACGAAUUCAAGAUCUGCCAACGGUUCAUCCUCAAAUCUCGACCUGCUGGCACCAUCAGCCCCAGGAGAAACCUGUGUGUAGUCCAUGCCGGGGAGAACAAUGGCGACAGAGAUGUGGCAAGCACGGAAGAGAAGGGAAAGGAAAAGGGCCAGAAGAAUAAUAUGCAGGCCACAUUGAAUUUGAAGUGGGUUGAGCUAUUGCUAGAUCCGGACCCAGAAAACAUUGUGGCGGUUGGGUUAACGGGUCUGCUGGCGUGGGCGGGCGUGCAGAUCUUGUGGCAGCUGUUCGUGAUCUCUUUGGCGAUUCUAGUUGCUGCUCUCAAGUAUUCCUUCAUAGCCGCACUUCUCAUCGUCAUCCUCAUCACUCUUCUUUGAUCACAGCAGAAACUCAAACUCUUCAAUUUGUAAUUUCUGAUGAUGGAAAUCCAGGCUUUUCUGCUCAUGUGAUGUAGUGAUGUAGUCGUUAUUGGAACCCCACGAAGUAUUUACAAGUGAUUGUGAUAUUUAUCUCAAUCCAAUUUGAAUAUUUUAUCUGAAUCUAGAGAAAGUCGACACAAUAUGUAAGAAUGAAUAAAAUAAUUAAUUUUUUCUAGUAUUCUUACCCGUGCGUUGCACGAGAUGC
This is a messenger RNA of Cuscuta epithymum, 1985 nucleotides long. Lineage: Eukaryota; Viridiplantae; Streptophyta; Magnoliopsida; Solanales; Convolvulaceae. The record is from the annotation of a GenBank genome assembly.